UGGUUAUAUGUAGGUGUUGUUUUUUUAAGGUUUUGCGUUUUAUUUUUUUUUUUUAUGAAUGUCAUUUCUCUUGACUUUGGGAAAGCCCUCAACUAAAUCUUUUUUCUUCACUGAGUAUACAAUUUGUGGAAGGCCAAUGCGGGAAUGUUUUAAUAUGUAAGAAAAGAAAAAUCGUUUUGUUUUCUCACUGAUGUCAGUUUACAUUUUGCCCAUUUAAAGAAGAAGAAGAUAUCAAAACAGAAUGAUUGACAUAGAAAGAAGAACAAUUCCUUGAACAAAUUUAGUCUUAGUUGCCCGCAAGAAUUUUGUUAAAUUUUAAUGUAAACCAGAAUCUUUUAAUUUAUUACAAUAAAAUAUGAGUGAACGUUCUCCAAAAAAGCCAAUAGAUUGCUUGGAAUGCCGUUUAAUUAGUGGUAUUGGAUCGAUAGGUGUUGGUUUAUACCUUUAUUAUCAAUCUUUGCAACGCAAACGUUUCGACAGAUAUACAAUCAAAAUUAUAUCUGCUGGUGCAGUUUUGGUGGGCUUAGCACGUUUAUUAAAUAUGGAAAUUUUAAAAACCCCAAGAAGUCAGCGCUAAGUUUUCGAAGAAUACAACUUCUUUGCGAAUGUCUAGUGGCCCCGCGGCGUCUAGUUGAUGCUGUAAAUCCUUCUGAUGUUUGCGAACAGCAUUGAAAAGCUGCA
Messenger RNA from Glossina fuscipes, 681 nucleotides. RefSeq lists its product as uncharacterized. NCBI's taxonomy places the organism in Eukaryota, Metazoa, Arthropoda, Insecta, Diptera, Glossinidae. The transcript is spliced from 3 exons. Bases 356 to 577 code for a protein of 73 amino acids. The record is from RefSeq and is a predicted model, not a curated record.